Molecule: messenger RNA, 3735 nt
Organism: Bombina bombina (fire-bellied toad)
Lineage: Eukaryota; Metazoa; Chordata; Amphibia; Anura; Bombinatoridae
Gene: DLG1
Product: discs large MAGUK scaffold protein 1
Biological process (GO): chemical synaptic transmission; neurotransmitter receptor localization to postsynaptic specialization membrane
Cellular component (GO): neuromuscular junction; postsynaptic density membrane; neuron projection
Molecular function (GO): kinase binding
Source: RefSeq, a predicted model, not a curated record
CUUGGUUCUCCCACACGGCGUAGUUCACUCGUGAUUGGUGGAGGAUAUUUCACCAUUGGAGGGGCUGAUCACGUGACGUGCUCCGAUCAGCUCCGGGGCGCCAUUUUGGUGUAAAGUUUGGGAUUUCCAAGCGGUGGGAGAGAGAAAAAGAAGAAGGAGGGGUAGUGGAGGAUGGGCGGGGGAAAUUGAUAUACUGAAAGACAAGGAGGAGACGAAGAGGAGGGAAAUAAAAAAAAAAAGAUCAGGAACGACAGCUAGAUGUGAACUUUUUCCCUUGUCAAUCAUCUCGAGUGAACAAAAUAUUCGAUUUACAAGGGAGUACCACUCGAGAACUUGUAGCACUCUCCCUUUAAGCAACUUUCUGCUUCAGGAAGCCGAGGCACCCGUACUUAUCGCGGGGAGGGUGAGAGAUCCUCCUUGAUCACCGGAUCUUAUAUCACUGCUGGAAAUUCAAACACUUCUUUCUUAAUAUAGAAUUUUGACCCCCCCCCCCUUUUGAGUGCGUGGUGUAUUCCUCCAGAGGGGAUCCCUUACGGGACAGGAUUAUCCCACUACUCACUUCGGGAGUGAUCAUCAACUUUGUACUGUUCUGGUUUUAGAGGGUAGUUUGGAAGUCACUGGCGUUGUUGUGUCACCACACAAGUAGUGUUGGAGCAGUAUAUUGGCAGCCUGUUGGUGGUGGUAUUUCUGGGGCUGCACAAUGCCUGUCAGGAAACAAGAUACAGAGCGAGCGUUAAAUCUCCUGGAGGAGUAUCGCAUCAAACUAAACCAAACUGAAGACAAACAGCUCAGGAAGUCUAUUGAGAGAGUUAUUGGUAUAUUUCAGAGUAAUCUUUUUCAAGCUUUAAUAGAUAUACAAGAAUUUUAUGAAGUGACCUUAUUGGAUAAUCCCAAAUGUAUUGACAAUUCAAAGCUUUCCGAACCAGUACAGCCAGCUGUCAAUACAUGGGAUUUUUCCUGCCUUCCAAGCACAACUGUAAAUUCAGAAAUCCUGCCCAGCAACCUCAGUCAGAGUGAGAAAUAUCGAUACCAGGAUGAUGAUAUACCUUCACAAGGACACAUGUCGCCACACAUUAUACAUGAGGAGAGAAGUCCAGAAUUAGUACAUGUCUCAGAGAAGAAUUUGUCACAAAUAGAAAAUGUCCAUGGUCUUGUGUCACAUUCACACAUCUCCCCUGUAAAGGCAAAUCCCGCGCCAAUGAUUGUAAACACAGAAAAUCAGGACACUCCACCUUAUAUGAAUGGAACUGAUGCAGAUUUUGAAUAUGAGGAGAUUACACUUGAAAGGGGUACAUCCGGGCUUGGUUUCAGCAUAGCUGGAGGUACUGAUAAUCCACAUAUUGGAGAUGACACAAGCAUUUUUAUAACAAAAAUUAUUCCAGGAGGUGCUGCAUCCCAAGAUGGAAGGUUACGAGUGAAUGACUGCAUAUUAAGAGUGAACGAUGUUGAUGUUCAAGAUGUAACUCACAGUAAAGCAGUUGAAGCACUAAAAGAUGCGGGAUCUGUUGUCCGAUUAUAUGUCAGAAGGAGAAAACCAGUUACUGAGAAAAUAAUGGAGAUAAAGCUUAUAAAGGGACCUAAAGGUCUUGGGUUCAGCAUAGCUGGAGGUGUUGGAAAUCAGCAUAUUCCUGGAGAUAAUAGUAUUUACGUAACCAAAAUUAUUGAGGGUGGUGCCGCACACAAGGAUGGCAAGCUUCAAAUCGGCGACAAGCUUUUAGCACUUAUUCUCAGCAAGUGGACAACCAUAUCAAUCCACCAGGAUACCUUGGUCAACCAUUGCCACCAUCCCCAUCACGGUAUUCUCCUGUUCCAAAAGGAAUGCUGGGAGAUGACGAUUUUUCACGGGAGCCACGAAAGAUUGCAUUGUACAGAGGUGCAACAGGACUUGGCUUCAAUAUUGUCGGAGGAGAAGACGGUGAAGGAAUCUUUAUCUCUUUCAUUCUUGCAGGAGGCCCAGCUGAUUUAAGUGGGGAACUCAGAAAAGGAGACCGCAUUAUAUCGGUGAAUGGUGUUGAUUUGAAAUCAGCUACUCAUGAACAAGCAGCAGCAGCCUUAAAGAAUGCUGGACAAACUGUCACCAUCCUUGCACAAUACCGUCCAGAAGAGUAUAGUCGUUUUGAGGCUAAGAUACACGAUUUAAGGGAACAGAUGAUGAACAGUAGCAUAAGCUCUGGAUCCGGCUCUCUUAGAACAAGCCAGAAACGUUCACUAUAUGUCAGAGCACUUUUUGAUUAUGACAAAACAAAAGACAGUGGCCUUCCCAGCCAAGGUCUUAAUUUCAAAUUUGGAGAUAUUCUUCAUGUUGUCAAUGCGUCAGAUGAUGAAUGGUGGCAGGCCCGCCAAGUAACGGCAGAGGGAGAAAGUGAGGAAAUUGGAGUAAUUCCAAGCAAACGCAGAGUUGAAAAGAAAGAGCGAGCCAGGUUAAAGACAGUCAAAUUCAAUUCUAAGGCAAGAGGCGACAAAGGGCAGUCAUUCAAUGACAAGCGUAAAAAGAACCUCUUUUCCCGAAAAUUUCCAUUCUACAAGAACAAGGACCAGAGUGAGCUGGAAACCAGUGAUAUUGACCAACAUGUAACUUCUAAUGCCAGCGAUAGUGAAAGUAGUUACCGUGGCCAAGAAGAAUAUGUGUUAUCUUAUGAGCCUGUUAAUCAACAAGAAGUGAACUACUCCCGACCAGUGAUUAUAUUAGGACCUAUGAAAGACAGAAUAAAUGAUGACUUGAUAUCAGAGUUUCCGGAAAAGUUUGGAUCUUGUGUUCCACAUACAACUCGACCAAAAAGAGAUUAUGAAGUAGAUAGAAGAGACUAUCACUUUGUCACUUCUAGGGAACAGAUGGAAAAAGAUAUCCAGGAUCAUAAGUUCAUAGAAGCUGGGCAAUACAAUAAUCACCUGUAUGGAACAAGUGUACAGUCUGUCCGGGAAGUAGCAGAGAGGGGUAAACAUUGUAUCCUUGAUGUUUCUGGAAAUGCAAUCAAAAGGUUACAGAUAGCCCAGCUCUACCCAAUCGCUAUUUUCAUCAAACCUAAAUCCGUGGAAAAUAUAAUGGAAAUGAAUAAGCGCCUGACUGAAGAUCAAGCCCGCAAAACAUUUGAUAGAGCUAUGAAAUUGGAGCAGGAAUUCACAGAACAUUUCACAGCAAUUGUGCAGGGAGACACAUUGGAAGAAAUAUAUAACCAAGUCAAACAAAUCAUAGAAGAACAGUCUGGCAAUUACAUCUGGGUUCCCGCAAAAGAGAAAUUAUGAAAUUAUGAAGAGAAUCCAUUGCAAAAUUCCUGCCAUUGCCCAUUACACUUGACACGUUGUGUAACCUCUCCCAUAGAGGGGCAUGUUCUAAUUUUUAGGACUGCUCAUACCACUUAUUUGCUACCAUUCCUUCCACCUUUUAUAUACAUUGUCACUUUUUUGGUAGAUCAUUUUAAUUUACAACUUUUUUUUUUUUUUUUUUUUUUAUAGUACAUCUAUAUUUAUAUAAAUAAAUAAAUAUAUAUAUAUAUAUAUUAAAGGUGGAAUGACCAGACAAAUUAUCAAGGGGGUUUAAGGGAAAUAAGUGGUACAAAACAAUCCUUAAUGUUUAAGGGAAGAUGAACACAUUUACAGAAAAAAAGCUUUAUUAAUAAUAAUCAAAUAGUAAAUGAAAUAAGUGGUCUUAACUUACAAUAUUGUGAGUAUCUUUGCACACUUUGUUUUUAAUAGCAUGGUUUGGCCUAUGUAUCUCUCUCUCUCUCUCUCUAUAUA